AUGCUGCACUUCCGUGUGGAGGAGUGGAAGCGAUCCACCAGGGAGGGAGAUGUGGCCACGCUCAUGGACACGAGGCUGAAGGGACCCGUGUACCGGAUCCGGGGCUCUGUCCCUGGCAGCAGCUACCUGCAGCUGCCCCGCACUGGCACGCAGUCGCUGGGGCUGACCGGGCGCUACCUCUACCUGCUCUUCAGGCCCAUGCCCCGCAAGCACUUUAUUGUCCACCUGGAUGUCACCACCGAGGAAAAGCAAGUGGUUCGCAUCUCCUUCUCCAGCCUCUUCAAGGAAUUCAAAUCCACGGCCACCUGGCUGCAGUUCCCCUUUGUCUGUGGAAUGGCUGAGGGCUUGGCCAGGACACCCAGGCACGGUCUGGUGGGAGCUGCCCCCACCGACGUGCGCUGGACCUGCCUCGUGCUUGACCUUUGCUCCAUCCUCUCCCUCUACCUCAACCGCCACUACAGCCACCUCAAGAGCAUCAAGCUCUGCUCCAACCUGCUGGUGAAAAACCUCUGCACCAGCGACUUGGUGUUUGACCCAGGCGUGACCUUCUCUGAGGCCCGUCAAGCCGAGCUGUCGUGCUGCGGGGUCGCGCCCAUGCCGCGGGAGAUGGCUUUCCCUGUGCCGAAGGGCGAGAAGUGGCACGACCUCUACGACUACAUCAGGUUCCCAUCCAAGGGGUCCAAGCUGCCGAACGACUCCAUCCAGAAGAGCUGUCCCAGCCCUGUGGCAGGUGGCCAAGCCCCAGAGGAGCCCGUACAGCAGCAGGCAGUGGUGCUCACCAGUGCAGUCCGUGACCGACUGUCCCUCAUCCAGCAGAUAACCAGUCCCAAAGCUAUGCCACACCGCUGUCCUGUCAUUCCAAAAAGCAUCCCCGAGGUUCACCUGACAGCCUCCAGGCCUCUGAGAGCUGUGCCAGCUGGGGCCCAGGAGCUAGAGCAGAACCAGAAGUCGCACAGUGUGGGAGACACUGGCCAGUCUCCAACAGUCAGCGACGGUGGCAUCCACGUGUAUGCUUACCGGAGGAGCAAACGAGCUACCCGAGCUGUCCAUGCUGGCUCAGAACAGAGGCUCUUACCCGAUCCCAUCCUGAAACUGAGAAUGAUUAUUGGCUUCGGAGGCUGCAGCACCAAGUGGGCACUGUGGGCUCAGAACAACACUGCAGUGGUCUACCCCUGCCACGCGGUCAUUGUGGCCCUGCAGAUCCACUCCAGGAAGCAGAGGUUCUUCAUUGGGCACACGGAUAAGGUGUCAGCACUGGCCUUCAAUGGGAGCAGCACCUUGCUGGCUUCCGCGCAGGCUGGUCCCUGGAGCGUCGUACGCCUCUGGGACUUCCCGACAGGAAGCUGCCUCUCCAUGUUCAAAACCCACGUCCACUCCCUCUUGUCCCUGAGCUUUUCCUACAGUGGAGCCGUUCUGUGCGGUGUUGGAAAGGACGUGCACGGCAAAACGAUGGUGGUGGUGUGGAACACUGCUCAGGUGACCCGGGGUGGAGAGGUGGCCAUGCUGGCCAAAGCACACACAGAUGUGGACAUCCAGGCCUUGAAGAUUACUUCUUUUGAUGAUACCAGGAUGGUGUCUUGUGGCUGGGACAACAUCAGGCUGUGGCGAGUGCGGAGCGGAGCACUGCGCUCCUGUCCAGUCGACCUUGGCGAGUACCAUUCCCUGGAGUUCACUGGCCUGGCCUUCCAGGAGGAACAUGCAGCUGAGCGGGAGCGCGAGGAUCACACGUUCUUUGUCUGCAGCAAGAGCGGCCACAUCUUGGAGGUGGACUAUGAGAACGUGAGCGUGAGGAGUGUGCGGCGGGUGCGGCCCCCGCCACGUGCUGGGAUUGCUAUAAACAGCAUUAGCAUCUCCUCACACUUCUGUGCCACGGGUUCAGAAGAUGGCUACCUGCGGCUGUGGCCACUGAACUUCUCAGCCGUUGUCGCAGAGGCAGAGCAAGAGGCUCCGGUGAGUUGUGUGUGCAUCAGCCCGGAUGGCCACAGAAUCUUGUGCACGACGGCUGCUGGGUAUCUGGGCUACCUGGAUCUCCAGUCCUGGGACUCCAACACUCUCAUGCGCUCUCAUGAGGACUCCGUUCUGGCGUUCUCCAUGGAGGGGAUUUGGAAGCGAAUGGCAACGGUGUCUCAGGACAGCACCAUCCGGGUCUGGGACCUUGUCUCCAUGCAGCAGCUAUACGACUUCACAGCUGCAGAGGGAAAACCGUGUGCUGUGGCCUUUCACCCUACCCAGCAAAUCCUGGCCUGUGGCUUUGACAACGGGAUGGUGUGGACCUUCAGCCUGGCCACCUCCAGUCUCCUGGUGGAGCACAAGCAGCACCGCACUGUCAUCACUGGGCUGACCUUCUCUCCAGAUGGCAAUUUUAUGUUCAGCUCCUGUUUGCAGGGAAGUCUGGCUCUUUACAGCUGCAUGGCACAGAAAAGCCACGUCUUGAGAGUCUUGGGCAAUGUGGUGGCCCGGGAUGCUGGGAGCGGUCCGGAUGCGCUGGUGGUCAGCGGGGACAGUUGUCUCCUCGCCUUCGUGGGGCCCUCCAAGUACGUUGUGACUGUGAUGGAGGCCUGCUCACUGGAUGAGCUGCUGAGGGUGGACAUCAGCAUCCUUGAUUUGAACAGCACGGCCUUGGACUCUGCAGUGAGAGUCUGCUUUGCUCCUGUGCCUCGAGGUGAACUCCUGGUGGCCACUUCUUCCAAUAAAAUCCUUGUGCUUGAUGCAAAAACAGGACGACUGGUGCGAGAGGUGUCUCCCGUGCACAAGCUGUCCUGUUCUUCCUUGGCAUUGAGUGAGGAUGGCAGGUACCUGCUCACUGCUGGUGACAAAGUCGUCAAGGUGUGGGACUAUCAGAUGCGCUCCAAUAACAACUUCCAGGUGUACAUUGGGCACUCAGAGCCAGUGCGCCAGGUUGCCUUCACCCCAGACCAGCAGCAUGUCAUCAGUGUUGGAGAUGCCAUCUUCCUAUGGGAUUUCCUAGCUCUGCCUGAGAAGAAGUCACCACCAGCUGGGCUUCGUUCCUCUGAGUCCGUUCCGCUGCUGGGGCCAGGUAUCUUCUCUGAGUCAGACAAAGAGGACGAAGCAGAUCUGCCAGGCAGCAGCAGGAUGAUGGUGAAUGGAGACAAAGAUGCCUCGGUCCUUGUGGUGGAGCCAAUGAGGAAUGAGGAGCUCGUUGUGGUGAGGCCCAAAGAGAGGCAGGAGAGCUCGAGGUCUCCUGGAGCAUUGGCAAGUGCAGAACCCAGAAAGGAGAUCAGAAGCCCCAAGCCCCAGUGCUCUGUGCGCCCAGAUUCCUACCGGCAUUUCACUCCUCGCUUCAAGGCAUCGGUGCUCCCUGAGAGUUUCUUACCUCCUCCAGCUGGCAGUGAGGUCUUGAAGCUGAAAGCAGUGAUCGGCUACAAUGGGAAUGGCAGAGGGAAUAUGGUGUGGAACCCGGACACAGGCUUCUUCGCCUACACCUGUGGCUGCAUCAUCGUGGUGGAAGACCUGCACUUGGGAUCACAGAAUCACUGGCUUGGCCAUGCAGAGGAGAUUUCUACACUUGCUGUCAGCCAUGAUGCCCAGGUUCUUGCCUCUGCCUCAGGAAAGAAGAAUGGAGACUCCCACUGUCAGAUCUGCAUCUGGAAUGUCCAGGAUGGGCUUUGCACAGCAAGUCUUUUCCACCAUGAGACCCAAGUCCAAGCCAUGGCAUUCUCUCGGGAUGAUCGAUUCCUUGUCACCCUCGGGGACUACAGCGAUCAAACCAUUGCUCUGUGGAACACCUACACUUAUGAACUCAUGUGGUCAACUUGUAUCUCAGAGCCAGUCCAUGACGUGGCUUUUAGUCCUUUUUCUCACAGAGAACUGGCCUGCGUGGGGCAGGGAGCUGUGAUGUUCUGGCUGUUGGAGCAGCAGGGAGCUGAUGUCCACCUCAAGGUUCAUCGUGCCCCUGCUCCAGAUGUGUUGGGGCCGGUGGAGCUGACCUCUCUCUGUUACGGUGCCGACCCUCUUCUUUAUAGUGGGACAAACUCAGGCCAGAUCUGUGUGUGGGACACUGGGACUAAUCGCUGCUUCAUGACGUGGGAGGCCGAUGAGGGUGAGAUCGGUGUGCUGGUGUGUCGGCACCACAGGCUGCUGAGCGGCAGCAACACGAAACGCAUCCGCCUGUGGGCAGUGGCCGCUGUGCAGGAGCUGAGGCUGAAAGGUCCCGAUGCCAG
Molecule: messenger RNA, 4181 nt
Organism: Nestor notabilis (Kea)
Lineage: Eukaryota; Metazoa; Chordata; Aves; Psittaciformes; Psittacidae
Gene: WDR90
Product: WD repeat domain 90
Exons: 33
Cellular component (GO): centriole
Molecular function (GO): protein binding
Source: RefSeq, a predicted model, not a curated record